This is a messenger RNA of Lachancea mirantina, 1227 nucleotides long. The record is from the annotation of a GenBank genome assembly. Lineage: Eukaryota; Fungi; Ascomycota; Saccharomycetes; Saccharomycetales; Saccharomycetaceae.
AUGUUAAUGAGAGGAUUGAUUGCCCGCAAACAGGUUCGAUAUCUGACCAUUUUAAGACAAUUCCAUGCCCAAAGAGCCCUGUUGAAGGCGGAGGCCUUUCUAAUGCCAGCAAUGUCUCCUACAAUGGAACAAGGUGGUGUGGUUGAAUGGAAAUUCAAAGUGGGCGAACAAUUUUCUGCGGGAGACGUUUUAUUGGAAGUUGAGACCGACAAAGCCCAGAUAGACGUUGAGGCGCAGGAUGACGGUAAAUUGGCCAAAAUUUUGAUUGACAAUGGUGCCAAAAAUAUUAAAGUGGGCGAGCCUAUAGCUUAUGUCGCCGAGCCCGACGACGAUAUCAACAAUUUAGAAUUGCCGCCAGUGCUAUCCCCGAAGAAAGUGGAGUCCAAGAAGCCAGAAGUGCAGCAGAAGUCGGAAAACAAAAAAAGUUCAAAACCAGAGAAAACGAAGGCAAAGAAAGAUUAUGGUAGAACAUCAAAGUCCUCUGUGCUAGUCGCUCCGGAUCAAUCCCAAAUUUUGCUCCCUUCGGUACAGAUUCUUUUGCAUGAAAAGCAGAUAUCUUUUUCAGAUGCUUUGGACAAGAUACCAGCUUCGGGACCAAAUGGGAGGCUUUUGAAAGGCGACGUUCUUUCUUAUUUGGGCCAAAUUUCAGAAGGCGCUGUUGUAAAAGUCGCUGAGUAUGUCAAGAAGGGAGAAGCUCUGGACUUGUCGAAUAUCGAGUUGAAAAAGCCAGAACCCGCGCAACAACAACCAUUGAAGGCAGCCAAUGUCAAGCCUGAGCCCGUUAUCGUUCGUGAAACUUUCAGAUUGAAAACGUCGCCUAAUGUCAGCUACGAUCAACUGGUACGCUCACUUAAGUCUUACAUUAGCGAGGCCAAGUGGAUUUCACACCGCCAGCCGAUGUCCAAUCCAUCUUCUGAACUUUACGAUGAAACUUUCGAAGAAUUGAUGGCUUCUGAACCUCGUCAGCCUAGGUUUUCUGUCGAAUACCAACUCACUCCAGUUUCUGGUCCUCAAAACGUCACUGCCGGACAAGAUGACAUAUUUGAACUGCUGGCCGGGAACGCGCCAUUAGUUGAGAAGAAACCUGUACAAGAGCAGGAAGCAUUCAACGAGUUUGUUCUAUGCUUGAACGUGUUUAUUAGCGAUCGCUUCUCUGAUGCGGAAAAGAGGGCUCAAACGUUUGUCGAGUAUGUACGCGAUCUGGAGAUAUGUUCUGAGAAUACCUGA